This is a messenger RNA of Dermatophagoides pteronyssinus (European house dust mite), 945 nucleotides long. RefSeq lists its product as uncharacterized. Lineage: Eukaryota; Metazoa; Arthropoda; Arachnida; Sarcoptiformes; Pyroglyphidae. The record is from RefSeq and is a predicted model, not a curated record.
UCAAACACACUUAGCUCGAUGCAAUCAUUGACCAUUGUCAUACCGGCAACAUGUUCUGUGAUAGUCCUUACUGUGAUCAUUUUAGUCGCUUGUUUUGUUACUGGAACAAAGCAUCAACGUUCAUCUUUUCAGCAUCAAUUAGAACAACAGCAGCAGCAACAAUAUGAUGAUACACUAAUCACCGCUCAUUCUAAUAUAAGCAAUAAUGGAUUCACAUCAACCCACCCAAGUAUUACCGCAACACCUUUGCAUCAGCAUUUUGAUCAUUAUCAUUCGGAUCAAUAUUGUACUCCUUAUAGCACGACAAAUCUUUCACAAAGUGAACCACGAUAUUGCCUAACAAAUGUACAACAACAACAACAGCAAUUGCCAUCAUAUGGGUUCUCUGCUUCCAAUGAAAGUCUAUAUGAACUACCGAAUGCUGCACAAUCGACCAAAUUCGCAAUGGUGUCAAAAACAAAAGCAGCAGCAUCAUCGGACAAUGAAAUCGAAUUGUUGAAUCAGAAUUCACCCCAAACAAUGACAUAUGCUACUCUCAAAAAACGGAACAUUAUUCAAAAUGAACAACAAGUUAUGUGUGAUGUUGACGAUAGAAAUAAUAGGCCAUCAUUCAAUGGACAAUCAACGAAUACUACGAUAAUGACCACAUGUUUGGAUUCCAAAUUGAUCUGUGAUAAUGAUAAUAAUAAUGAGGAAAGCAUCAAUCAAAUUGCAAAACAGAAUCUAACGCAACCGUAUAAUCAUCAUCAUCAUGGUAUACUUCAAGCAAACAGUACUACCACGAAAAAUAUUUUAUCACCAAUGAUCUGGCUUUUGGUUGGUUGGUGGAAAUUGAAUCUGUUGAUUUUCUAAUCAUUUAUAAUUCUUUAAUGCAAUCGAACAAGUUACAUGAUGUCCAUAUAAUUUAUCACUGCCAAAUAAAAGUGUAUAUUGAAUAUUUCCAUU